Molecule: messenger RNA, 2812 nt
Organism: Acanthochromis polyacanthus (spiny chromis)
Lineage: Eukaryota; Metazoa; Chordata; Actinopteri; Pomacentridae
Gene: gfm2
Product: GTP dependent ribosome recycling factor mitochondrial 2
Exons: 20
Coding region: 277-2586 (769 amino acids)
Biological process (GO): ribosome disassembly; mitochondrial translation
Cellular component (GO): mitochondrion
Molecular function (GO): GTPase activity; translation elongation factor activity; GTP binding
Source: RefSeq, a predicted model, not a curated record
UAUUUUGAGGUUGUACCUUAAAGCGUGACUUUUGAGUGUCGGCAAAAUGACACUGUUCAUCGGGGCGAGUAAAUGCUUUCCGUUGUGUAUAAAUUCCGUAUCAGACUAGCUGAUAAUUAAAACGGAAGCCUGCGUGAUUCCAUUUGUUUUCGUGUUGUGGUGAAUAAUAAGAAAUGAGCUGACAUUGCUCCGUCCAGUCCUUCUUCUGUUCCUCCAGUAUGAGUGAAGCUUAUGUCAUCCUAAGGAAGGAGCUUGGGAGAUAAGAAAAGAUUAGAGAUGUCUGUGAGAGCCUUGCAGACUUUUAGCAAGAUGAUUUGGGGGAGGUAUUUGUUAACUGCAGGGCUACAGGGCUGCAGGUGUAGACUGAGCUGUCAUCUGAAGAGACACUACAGCGUUCUUCCAGAUGAUGUCAAAUCUCUGCGUGCUGUGGUCAACCCUGAUAUAUCCAAGAUCCGAAACAUCGGCAUUAUGGCUCACAUUGACGCUGGAAAGACCACAACCACAGAGAGGAUGCUUUAUUACUCUGGAUAUACAAGGGCAUUAGGAGAUGUAGAUGACGGGGAUACAGUCACAGAUUUCAUGGCUCAAGAGAGGGAGCGUGGCAUCACCAUCCAGUCAGCUGCAGUCACGUUUGAUUGGAAAAGUCACAGAAUAAACCUCAUAGACACCCCAGGACAUGUUGACUUCACUCUGGAGGUGGAGCGGGCGCUUCGUGUUCUUGAUGGGGCUGUCGCAGUGUUCGAUGCAUCUGCUGGCGUUGAGGCCCAGACUCUGACCGUGUGGAGACAAGCAGAGAAGCACCACGUCCCCUGUGUCUGCUUCCUGAAUAAGAUGGAUAAGCCUGCUGCAAACUUAAGUUUCUCCAUUGAGAGCAUAAAGCAGAAACUGAAAGCCAAUCCAGUCCUGCUGCAGAUUCCCGUCGGCAGCGGCAAGAACUUCACAGGUGUGGUCGACCUGUUGACCAACCAGAAGCUCAUAUGGAAGCUGAAGUCUAUGAGAGACGAUGGACGAGCGUUUGAGAUCAAAGCUCUUGACCAGUCUGAUGAUCCAGAACUACUGCAGGUGGUCGAUGAGGCCAGGACAGCUUUAAUCGAGCAGGUCGCUGAUCUGGAUGAUGAGUUUGCAGAAUUGUUAUUAACCAAUUUUAGUGACAAUUUUGAUGCUGUUCCCUCCAUCAAACUACAAGAGGCUAUCCGUCGGGUGACUCUGGCCCGUAAAGGCGUCCCAGUACUCUGUGGAAGCUCUUUGAGAAACAAAGGUGUUCAGCCUCUUUUAGACGCCAUCACAGCCUACCUGCCUGCUCCCAACGAACGACACCAUGACCUGGUGCGGUGGUAUAAAGAUGAUUUAUGUGCGCUGGCUUUCAAGGUUCUGCAUGACAAGCAGCGAGGUCCUCUGGUGUUCCUCAGGAUCUACUCUGGCACUCUGAAACCGCAGACAGCGAUCCAUAACAUCAAUAGGAACAGCACUGAGAGGAUGAGCAGGCUGCUGGUGCCGUUUGCUGAUCAGCAUGUAGAAAUCCCCUCGAUGACAGCAGGAAACAUCGCAUUAACUGUAGGACUGAAGCAGACAGUCACUGGGGAUACCAUCGUUUCAUCCAAAGCGUCAGCAGCAGCUGCAGCUCGCCGAGCUCAGAAUGACAGUGGGGCGAAAAAGAAGCGAGGAGAACAUGCCGACAUCAUCCUUUCAGGAGUGGAGGUCCCUGAUCCAGUCUUCUUCUGCACCAUAGAACCACCCAGCAUGGCCAAACAGGCCGAUCUUGAGAAUGCACUCAACUGCCUCCAGAGAGAAGACCCCAGUCUUAAAGUCAGAGUUGACCCUGAUUCUGGUCAGACUAUUCUGUGUGGGAUGGGAGAGCUGCACAUCGAGAUCAUCCAUGACCGAAUCAGACGAGAGUAUGGCAUCGAGACUCACCUUGGACCCCUGCAGGUGGCUUACAGAGAGACCAUUCUCAAUGAGGUCUCCACUACAGAUACUCUGGACCGGACAGUAGGGGAGAGAAGACACGUAGUGACGGUGGAGCUGGCUGUCAGGCCCAUGGACAUCGCCUCUGUGGGUGGUUCAUGUGAAAUAACAUUCACAGAAAAACUAGAGGGACAGCUUUUACCAGGAGUGAAAGAGGCCGUGGAGAAUGGAGUACACAGCUCAUAUCUUCAAGGUCCUCUCCUAGGCUACCCUGUACAGGGUAUAUCUACACUGAUCCAGGGUGUUACAGUUGAGCCAGGAACGUCUGCUGCCAUGGUGUCAGCCUGUGUGUCUCGCUGCAUGCUGAAGGCCCUGAGGCUGGCAGGAGGGCAGGUCCUGGAGCCAGUCAUGUCACUGGAGGUGACUGUGGGAGAGGAACACCUCAGCUCGGUGCUGGGGGACUUAGCCCAAAGACGAGGAACAGUCAGAGAUAUCCAGAGUCGUCAUGACAACAAGGUGCUGCUUGCAACCGUGCCCCUGGCUGAGAUGAUGGGCUACUCUACCGUCCUCCGAACAGUAACAUCUGGCAACGCCACCUUCUCCCUGGAGUUGGACGCUUACGAGGCCAUGAACCUUCAGGAACAGAGCACUCUCCUUAAAAGAAUGGCUGGUCUGCUGUGAUUCCUUUCCCCCCCCCCACCAACACCUGUUCAGCACCGGAGGCCUUCUGCAACUGAGACAUGACACUUCUCCAGGACUUACUGUAUCAAACAGAUGUUACUAAUGAUAAGUUUUCCUGAGUAAAAUGCUACUUGCAGUGUAAAUAUCCAUUUCCAGUUACAGAUGGCAAUAUGAAUUGUGUCCCAUGUUCUUUGCUGAAAACAAAAUAAAAAUGCAACCAACUACA